Messenger RNA from Pseudovirgaria hyperparasitica, 786 nucleotides. Its product is annotated as NuA4-domain-containing protein. The record is from RefSeq and is a predicted model, not a curated record. The coding region runs from base 113 to 637 and encodes 174 amino acids. Gene Ontology annotation, cellular component: NuA4 histone acetyltransferase complex. The transcript has a single exon. NCBI's taxonomy places the organism in Eukaryota, Fungi, Ascomycota, Dothideomycetes, Acrospermales, Acrospermaceae.
UAUAAUUAACACCACCAUCUUGUAACGGAGAUACUCAUCUUCACCAAUACCUUCGCAUCACUCCGACCACGGUCCAUGCCAAACGCCAUCGGCAUCCCACCAAGCCGCUCACAUGAUGUCCGAAAACGCCCCUCCAACCCAAGCUACGGCCACAAAUACAGAAGCCCAGCGCGGCAUGCCAUACUACGAGCAACUUACACGCGAGCUUAAGAAACUACUCAGUACCAAGCGUGCGCUCGACCAAGAACGCGCCUCUCUCGACGAGCAUAUCUACAAGCUCGAGACGGCUUAUCUCGAAGAGACAACCGCGGGCAACAUCAUCAAAGGCUUCGACAACUAUAUCAAAGGCACCACCUCAUCCACCGCUACGACAGCAGGGACAUCUAGCCGGCGGCGAGGUGGCAUUAACGAUGCCGACCGUAUAUUCAGCCGGAGUAGCACGAAUUUUGCGCGGGCGCAGAGUCUGAGCGCGGAGAGUGGGAUGACGACGCCGAGUGCAGGUGCGGCGACGCCGGCAAGUGUGGGUGUCGACGGGGGCAUGAAGAAGGAAAACAAGAAGAAGAAGAAAGGCGGAAGCGGAGUCGGGGAGGACGACGAAGGAGGCAAGGCGAAGAGGACAAAAAUUGCUUAUGCAUGAAAUGCAUGAAAUGCAUGAAAGUGAGCAAACCGCGCGCCGGGACUGAAGUGCACGAGGGUUUGGUUGUAUGGGAAUUGGGAAUGGUAUGUCGAAGCGCAAGGACUUUGAAUGCGGUGGACAGGACAUACGGCGGUCUUGCCAUCACCAUA